UUUAAAUAUUUACAAAAUUAUACUUACAAAAACGUACGAAAACGUAUUGAAAUGUGUAGCUAAAUUAAGAAAUUUGCCUUUCUGAGCCAUCAAGCGCCACCUGGAGGAAUAGAAGUUUCGUGGAACAGGAAACAGUUGACAGCUAGCAACAUUUUCCUCUCAAAAAGAAAUUUGAGGAUCGAGGAGUAGCACUUUAGUUAGCAAGAUCUCGGUCAUUUAUGGUUUCCCAUUAGCAGUGACUAAACACAAAAGGACAAUGACACAGCCAGCAGACUCUAUUCUACACAGCGGUUACUUUCACCCUACUCUCCGAUAUUGGCAGACCUGUGCUUCAGACCUCAGACCGAAUAACCUCAUAUAUCCUGUCUUCAUUACUGACAGUCCUGACGCAGUGGAACCAAUUGCAAGUCUACCUGGUCAAGCGAGAUAUGGUGUUAAUAAGAUAGAGGGUUUACUUCGUCCCCUUGUGGAUAAAGGCCUGAAGUGUGUGCUUAUUUUUGGAGUUCCUGCAAAAGUUGCAAAGGAUGAGAGGGGCUCUGGGGCAGACACGGAUGACACUCCUGCAGUGCUGGCUGUGAAGAAACUGAGGAGCACAUUCCCUGAUCUUAUGUUGGCAUGUGAUGUGUGCCUUUGCCCCUAUACCUCUCAUGGCCACUGUGGAAUCCUGCGUGAAGAUGGCAGCUUGGAUAAUGCUGCAAGCUGUUUGAGGUUGGCUGAAGUAGCUCUGGCUUAUGCUCGAGCAGGAUGCCAUAUUAUCGCCCCUUCAGAUAUGAUGGAUGGACGAAUUGCAGCCAUUAAGCAAGCACUAAUUGCCAAUGAUCUUGGCAACAAGGUGUCAGUGCUGAGCUACAGUGCUAAAUUUGCCUCUUGCUACUAUGGACCAUUCAGAGAUGCUGCACAGUCUAAACCUGCUUUUGGAGACAGAAGAUGUUAUCAGCUGCCCCCUGGUGCCAGAGGACUAGCACUGCGGGCCUGUGACCGGGAUGUGAAAGAAGGUGCUGACAUGCUGAUGGUGAAGCCUGGAUUACCAUACCUUGAUAUUGUGAGAGAGGUCAAGAAUAAGCACCCUACUCAUCCACUGGCAGUGUACAAUGUGUCAGGCGAGUUUGCCAUGUUGUGGCAUGGAGCUGAAGCUGGAGCUUUUGACCUGCGCACUGCAGUUAUGGAGUCUAUGACUGCCUUCCGUCGAGCAGGAGCUGACAUCAUUAUCACCUACUAUGCCCCACAAUUGCUCACAUGGUUAACAGAGUAAUGUGUUGGCUUUCCCAUAUGAAUGAACUUUGAAAGUGAAAACUAGGACUUGAAGUAAAUCUGACAACAAAUAUUACUACACAAAUCAACAACUUUUUUUCCACAAUUUUGUUAUUUGAUUUAUGUAUUUAGUUAUUAACACAUUAAAUCAGCUUUGAUUUUUCAACUUUUUGUAGUUUACAGAUGUCAAAUUGGUCAUUUAUUUUCUAAAUGUGUUUGAGUACAGCACAGAGUUGUUGUCAUUUUAAUGUGCUUCUAUAACACUGAAAGUAGACCUCAGGUUUGUAAUUACAGCUGUUUAGUUUUCAAAUGAAUGCACUAAUAACAUAGGAAGCUUUACAUUGUUUCAUGUAGUGCAUCUUCAAAAUGUUUGUAACUAAAAAGAUAAGAAUAAAGCAAGAGCCACGGUAAA
Molecule: messenger RNA, 1663 nt
Organism: Labeo rohita (rohu)
Lineage: Eukaryota; Metazoa; Chordata; Actinopteri; Cypriniformes; Cyprinidae
Gene: alad
Product: aminolevulinate dehydratase
Exons: 12
Coding region: 257-1252 (331 amino acids)
Biological process (GO): heme biosynthetic process
Cellular component (GO): cytosol
Molecular function (GO): porphobilinogen synthase activity; zinc ion binding
Source: RefSeq, a predicted model, not a curated record